GCGCAUGCGCCGAGCUGAGGGCCCAGUGUUGUCGGCUGGGAAAUGGCGGCCGCGGGCUUGGUCGCGGUGGCCGCGGCGGCCGAGUACUCUGGCACCGUAGCGUCGGGAGGUAACCUCCCCGGUGUUCACUGCGGCCCAAGCUCCGGGGCAGGCCCCGGUUCUGGCCCGGGCUCGUGGAGCCGCUCUCUCGAUCGAGCCCUGGAGGAGGCGGCGGUCACCGGGGUGCUGAGCCUGAGCGGCCGGAAACUGAGGGAGUUUCCCCGGGGAGCGGCCAACCACGACCUGACGGACACCACCCGGGCGGACCUGUCACGAAAUCGUCUUUCAGAAAUUCCUAUAGAAGCAUGUCACUUUGUUUCUCUGGAAAAUCUCAACUUGUACCAAAAUUGUAUUCGGUAUAUUCCAGAGGCAAUUUUAAACCUACAAGCGCUAACGUUUUUAAAUAUUAGUCGGAACCAACUGUCAACAUUACCGGUACACUUGUGUAAUUUGCCGUUGAAAGUCUUAAUUGCUAGUAAUAACAAAUUGGUAUCACUUCCAGAAGAAAUUGGACACCUUAGACAUUUGAUGGAACUUGAUGUGAGCUGCAAUGAAAUUCAAACUAUACCUUCCCAAAUUGGUAACCUGGAGGCCUUGAGAGACCUUAAUGUAAGAAGAAAUCACCUAGUACAUUUGCCUGAAGAGCUGGCAGAGUUGCCUUUGAUACGGUUAGACUUCUCAUGCAAUAAAAUUACCACAAUCCCUGUUUGUUAUCGGAACCUCAGGCACCUACAGAUGAUCACCCUAGAUAACAAUCCACUACAGUCACCUCCUGCACAGAUAUGUAUAAAAGGCAAAGUCCACAUAUUUAAAUACCUGAACAUACAAGCUUGUAAGAUUGCUCCAGAUCUGCCAGAUUAUGAUAGGAGACCAUUGGGUUUUGGCUCCUGCCGUGAAGAACUGUACUCCAGUCGCCCAUAUGGAGCUCUUGAUUCAGGCUUCAAUAGUGUGGACAGUGGUGAUAAGAGAUGGUCAGGGAAUGAACCUACAGAUGAAUUUUCCGAUCUGCCUCUUAGAGUAGCAGAGAUGACUAAAGAACAAAGACUACGAAGAGAAAGCCAGUACCAAGAGAAUCGCGGCAGUUUAGUGGUAACAAAUGGUGGAGUGGAACAUGAUCUGGAUCAGAUUGACUUCAUAGACAGCUGUACCGCAGAGGAAGAAGAGGCCGAGGUGAGACAGCCCAAGGGACCGGACUCAGACAGCCUUAGUUCACAGUUUGUGGCGUAUAUUGAACAACGGCGAAUCUCUCAUGAGGGUUCACCAGUAAAGCCAGUAGCCAUUAGGGAGUUUCAAAAAACAGAAGAUAUGAGAAGAUAUUUACAUCAAAACAGGGUUCCAGUUGAGCCAUCUUCUCUCUUGUCACUAUCAGCAAGUCACAAUCAGCUGUCACAUACAGACCUGGAACUUCAUCGGAGAAGGGAGCAGUUAGUAGAGCGCACUCGGAGAGAGGCUCAGCUCGCUGCCCUGCAGUAUGAAGAGGAGAAAAUAAGGACCAAGCAGAUCCAGAGAGAUGCUGUCCUGGACUUUGUCAAACAAAAAGCAUCACAAAGUCCACAAAAACAGCAACCCCUCCUAGAUGGUGAGUGCCCCUUCCCAUCCAGAAGGUCUCAGCACACUGAUGAUAGUGCCUUGUUAGUGAGUGAUGACAGACCUAAUACCCUAUUAAGUUCACCUACAACAGAAACAGUUCAUCAUUCCUCUGCGUAUGCUUUUCCUGCUGCUAUCCAGAGAAAUCAGCCUCAGCGCCCUGAAAGCUUCCUUUUCCGGGCAGGUGGCAGGGCAGAAACCAACAAAGGUCAUGCUUCACCCCUUCCUCCAUCUGCUGCACCUACCACUGAUUCUACAGAUUCCAUGACAAGACAGAAUUCAAGACAGAGAGAAGAAGAGCUGGAAUUAAUAGAUCAACUACGUAAACAUAUUGAGUACCGGUUGAAGGUGUCUCUGCCUUGUGACCUUGGAGCAGCUCUAACUGAUGGCGUUGUUCUUUGCCAUUUGGCUAAUCAUGUGCGACCUCGAUCUGUCCCAAGCAUUCAUGUUCCCUCACCAGCUGUACCUAAAUUAACAAUGGCGAAAUGCAGGCGAAAUGUGGAGAAUUUCCUAGAAGCUUGCAGAAAAAUUGGUGUACCUCAGGAGCAAUUAUGUUUGCCUCUCCACAUUUUAGAAGAGAAAGGUUUGAGCCAGGUUGCAGUGACGGUCCAGGCUCUCCUGGAACUUGCCCCACCCAAGCAACAGCAGCACCAGUUAUCUGCUGUUUAAGGAUUCCCAAGACCUUAGGCCAUUGGCCUGGCCAAAACAAGGAGCAGGACAACGUGAUUGCUGCUGCCAGCUGUCUGCUUAAACACAGCUCUUAUGUGUUCUCAGAAGGGACUGUUUCCAUGAUUCCUAACAGGAAUAUUUUGCGUCAUUUCUCCAUUUUAGGGGAGGUUAUAUCCAUUUCCAUUGAAUUUUUUUUACGAAGACACCAUUGGUUUUCUCAGAUGAAACUUACUCCGUUACUGAAAACCCGACACCUGACCUGGCUGUGUUUUCCUGGAGAGCAGGCUCAUUUCACACACCAGAAAGCACAUCUUCUGCGUUAGGCGCCAGUAUGCUGUGCCGUUGUUUUUACCUGCUCUCAAGACAGCUGGUCUGCUGGUUUCUAAACUUGGUUGUUCGUUCGAAUCUCCUGGAGUGUUUGUUAAAAUACAGAUUCACAUUCAGGAGGUCUGGGGUAAGGCCUAGGAAUCUGCAUUUUCAAUAACCAUUGCACAUGUUUUUGUUUGAGAAGGAGUUCCGCUCAGUCACCAGGCUGGAGUGCAGUGGCGCGAUCUCGGCUCACUGCAACCUCCGCCUCCCGGGCUCAAGCAAUUCUCUUGCCUCAGCCUCCCCAGUAGCUGGGACAACAGGUGCCCACCACCAUGCCUGGCUAAUUUUUUUGUAUUUUUAGUAGAGAUGGGGUUUUGCCAUGCUGGCCAGACUGGUCUCAAACUCCUGACUGCAAGUGAUCCACCCGCCUCGGCCUCCCAAAGUGCUGGGAUUACAGGCGUGGCCACUGCGCCUGCCCAUUGCACAUGUUUUUCAUGUAGUGGAAAUCACUGUUCAAAGCUAGAUAUUUGUAUGUUUGGUGGGGGAGGGUAAUGGCCCCACUGCAUUUUUCACCCACAUUUAAAAUCAAAAGCUGUAUUAUGAGGAGCUGGACUAUUCUGUCAAAGGCAAAACAAAAAUAAUACAGAGGGCCUAGAUUUUGCAGUCUUUUCUUUUUUUUUUAAGAGUUGGGGUCUCGCCGUGUUGCCCAGGCUGGUCUGCCUUGGCCUCCCAAAGUGCUGGGAUUACUGGAGUGAGCCACUGGGCCUGGCCCAAAUUUUGCAUAGUAAAACAGUGAAACAGAUACAGUUGUAUUUAAGGUCAGUGUUCUAGGCCUCCCUUCAACUCCAGUCCAUCAUAGAGGAUGGUUCUAUGUCAUCCUGUUAUCUAGAUAUUAUAAACAAGCCCUCUAUACACAGGUUCCAAAUCCUUAAUCUGAUAGCACACUGCUGUGUGUCGCCUGCUUUGGUCUCACUGAGCCUCCCUCCCCAUCCUUCCCAGGCUCCUCACCCUCCCCACCCUCCUCAUGCUGCUCCGUGGACACCUGGGCCUGCAGACAUGUUGCAGUCACAGCACAUACACUUCGAGCUCGGGAAAGCCUAGUUUCUUAUAUUUCUUUCAGGUAACUGCCAGUUUCUGUGGCUGAAUUAAAGCACUUAUGGCAUCUUAAAAACAACUUCCUAGCUGUGUGUGGUGGUUCACGCCUGUAAUCUCAGCACUUUGGGAGGCUGAAGUGGGCAAAUCACCUGAAGUUGGGAGUUUGAGAACAGCCUGACCAACAUGGAGAAACCCUGUCUCUACCAGAAAUACAAAAUUAGCCAGGUGUGGUGGCUCGUGCCUGUAAUCCCAGCUACUCGGGAGGCUGAGGCAGGAGAAUCACUUGAACCCAGGAGGCGGAGGUUGUGAUGAGCCGAGAUCGUGCCAUUGCACCCCAGCCUGGGCAACAAAAGCAAAACUCCAUCUCAAAAAAAAAAAAAAUGCGCCCCAUCUGGCUCCACCACUAGUGCCUUUAUAUACUCAAUUAUGGGUGGAGGAAAAGGGCCCAAGGGCUCAACACCACACAGGAGCUUUUAUUCAAGUUUCAGCUAGUUGGGUUUUCCUUCCCCUGCAUUUUGAACCCCUUUUAGUUGUUGGUGAUAUAUUCUGGUGUUCACUGCCUUUGUAAAACAAGUGAAUAAAGUAAGUGGAAGAUAUUAGGGUUGUGUCUCUAUAGUUGUUAACUGUUCUGGAUUUUCUUUACCAAUGCAUCCAUUGGGCAUAAUGUUAUUCCUCUUUUUAUCAGGUAAAUGUAGCAUCUACAAGUAGCUUUGGAUCAAAUCAUGUUGAGUACCUGGUCAAAGUAAUGUUUUCUUCCUUGUUCUUGCAGAGAAACAGAUUCAUCAGAACAUUACCACUUGACCAGGUUUAAAAUUGUGUAACGGCCUGGGCGCGGUGGCUCACGCCUGUAAUCCCAGCACUUUGGGAGGCCGAGGCAGGAGGAUCACUUGAGCCCAGGAGUUUGAGAGCAGCCUGGGCAAUAUAGCAAGACCCUGUCUCCCAAAAAUUGGGGGAAAAAAAAAAAAAAAGCCAGGCAUGGUGGUACAUGCCUGUACUACCAGCUACUCAGGAGGCUGAGGUGGGAGGAUCACUUGAGCCUGGGAGGUCGAGGCUACAGUGAGUCAUGGCUGCACCACUGCACUCCAGCCUGGGCAACAGAGUGAGACCCCAUCUCUCAAAAUAAAAUAAAUUGUAUAACUUAAAACAUCUAAGCUCAAUGCCCAAUCUUAUAGAAUGAAAGUAAAAUGUCUUUAUGUAAGUGCUUAGAGCCAGACCCCAUUAUAUUUAUAGUUCCCAACAGACCCACCAACCCUUAUAUAACUUGUUUAGAAUUUAACUGUGUGUAUUUUUAAACUGUAUUUGUCAGCAUUAAGCCUUAGUAUAGUCUCCAGAUUAUAUGCCACCAGACAUGGAACUCAGCAAAGGACAGGAUUAUUUUUAACAUAUGCAGGUCAGCCUGGCCAACAUGGUGAAACCCCGUCUCUACUAAAAAUACAAAAACUAGCCGGGCGUGGUGGUGGGCACCUGUAAUCCAGUGACUCAGAAGGCUGAGGCAGGAGAAUCGCUUCAACCUGGAAGGCGAAGGUUGCAGUGAGCCGAGAUCACGCCACUGCCCUCCAGCCUGGUUGACAGAGUGAGACUCCUGUCCUCACCCCUCCCCCCAAAAAAAACACAAUACCAAAAACAUACUAUGCAAGGAAUAAUUCUAGAAGACGUUACAUAAUGAAAUACUUGCCAUGUUUGCAAGUAAUUUUCCCAUAGGAAUAAAUGGAAAUUUCAGCUUAUUUCAAAUUUUGCACAUAUUAUGAAACCUUAUUAAUGUAUUUUUAUCAAACUAAAUGAGAUUUGUAUUUGAAUUGUUAGGAAAAACUGGGUGUGGUUUUGGCUGAUAAUUGAAGGAAAAAUAUCAAAUACAUUGAAUUUUUUUUUUUUUCAAACCCUCUGAUGUUUUCAAACCCUCUGCAGAGGUAUGAAGGUAUGAAUUUCUUUUUGGUGUCAAGAUGCAAAAACAAAUCAUGAUGCUUUUGUUGGGAGAAUUUUGUAUUCAGUAUUUUGUAUGUACCUUUUUUUAAAAAAUUGGAAAGCACAAUUUGGUUUAACAUUUAGCUUCACUUGACUCCAGUGUAAGAUGAAGAUGACCUUGUCACGGCUCCCCUGACCUGAAGCAGAGCCCUUCCCAUCACUGACAGUGUCGGCAGCUGAGAGCCGCCCCAGCAGAGCCCUUCCCAUCAUUGACAGUGUCGGCAGCUGAGAGCCGCCCCAGCAGAGCCCUUCCCAUCAUCGACAGUGUCGGUAGCUGAGAGCUGCCCCAGCAGAGCCCUUCCCAUCACUGACAGUGUCAGUGGCUGAGAGCCGCCCCAGCAGAGCCCUUCCCAUCACUGACAGUGUCAGCGGCUGAGAGCUGCCCCAGCAGAGCCCUUCCCAUCACUGACAGUGUCGGCAGCUUGAGAGCCGCCCCAGCAGAGCCCUUCCCAUCAUUGACAGUGUCAGUGGCUGAGAGCUGCCCCAGCAGAGCCCUUCCCAUCACUGACAGUGUCGGCAGCUGAGAGCCGCCCCAGCAGAGCCCUUCCCAUCAUUGACAGUGUCAGUGGCUGAGAGCUGCCCCAGCAGAGCCCUUCCCAUCACUGACAGUGUCGGCAGCUGAAAGCCCCCCCAGCAGAGCCCUUCCCAUCACUGACAGUGUCGGAGGGCUGAGAGCCCCCGCAGCAGAGCCCUUCCCAUCACUGAUGGUGUCAGCGGCUGAGGUUCCCCCCAGCAGAGCCCUUCCCAUCACUGACAGUGUCGGUGGCUGAGAGCCCCCGCAGCAGAGCCCUUCCCAUCACUGACAGUGUCGGUGGCUGAGAGCCCCCGCAGCAGAGCCCUUCCCAUCACUGACAGUGUCGGUGGCUGAGAGCCCCCGCAGCAGAGCCCUUCCCAUCACUGACAGUGUCGGUGGCUGAGAGACCCCGGCCCAGCAGAACCAUUCCCAUCACUGACAGUGUUGGCAGCUGAAAGCCCCCCCAGCAGAGCCCUUCCCAUCACUGACAGUGUCGGUGGCUGAAAGCCCCCCCAGCAGAGCCCUUGCCACCUACAGAGAUUUCCUGUCAGCAGUUUCCCACAAUUUCAGACUGGUAAUCUGUGUUUAGCACUCCAGUGUUCUCUUGUAAUAGCCAGGUCUGGAAACGACCCAUGGGAAGAGGGGCCUUUGUACUCUGCUAGAACACAGAGCAUAGUAGUAGAUCACUUUCCUGAAGAGCUUUUUAAAAUACAGCUAAUCUAGGAGUUUGCGAUUUCUCUACUUUCUACAGCUCAGCGGUGACUAAUGAUGUGUGACUACGCUGACGAGUUUGAUGAAUUCAUAAAAACUAAGCACUUAAAUGGUUGUAGAAAUGAAAACAUGGAUAUUCAGAAGCCUUUCUAUAUACACAGUGCAGUGAGAUGGUUUACAGCAAAUUCCGUUUUAUUUCUGAAAAUGUUGUAAACAUGUAAUUAGUGAAAGAUUUUGUAAAACAUUGGCCUAUAUUUGUAUGUCUGUAAAUACAUUGCAUAAGUUCUAAGUAUAAAUAUGUCAGUAUCAUGUAUGUUAUUUUAAAUUGCCUGUAUGCCACUUUAUAUGUUGACAUUAAAAUAAAAGCCAACACUUAAGUGGCAUGUAAUAAAAGCUGAUUGGAGAGUG
Messenger RNA from Rhinopithecus roxellana (golden snub-nosed monkey), 7294 nucleotides. It is a transcript of the gene LRCH3, whose product is annotated as leucine rich repeats and calponin homology domain containing 3. The record is from RefSeq and is a predicted model, not a curated record. The transcript has 20 exons. The coding region runs from base 43 to 2295 and encodes 750 amino acids. Gene Ontology annotation, molecular function: protein binding. Lineage: Eukaryota; Metazoa; Chordata; Mammalia; Primates; Cercopithecidae.